Letharia columbiana is the source of this 411-nucleotide messenger RNA. RefSeq lists its product as uncharacterized. The coding region runs from base 1 to 411 and encodes 136 amino acids. The record is from RefSeq and is a predicted model, not a curated record. NCBI's taxonomy places the organism in Eukaryota, Fungi, Ascomycota, Lecanoromycetes, Lecanorales, Parmeliaceae. The transcript has 3 exons.
AUGAUCGCUUACACCGCCUGGUACCAGAGGCGUCAGGCGUUCUCCAUAAUGCAUAAGGUCAACAAGGCCUUUGCGUUACCGAACCCUCCCUCAAUAGCCAAAAAGGCUGUCACAGGGUUCAAAGGAGUGUUCAUGCCACGUAACCAAGAACCUGUUCGGCCUUUGAAAUUCCAGGAAACCUUCCCGAAUCCCAGAGAUUCUUACCUUCCCAAAACAGUGAGACUUGGUUUUUUGGUAAGAUUGAUGGAAUACCUGAUUAUGUUAUCAGAGCAUGAGAUCGGCCGCAACGUAAUCCCGAACCUUUCAGAGGAAGAGAUAGAAUCGAAAAGCAAAGCCAAUGGACUCGCGAAGGCUCUUGUCUGCAUCCAGGCCUUAUGGUUCAUUGCACAAUGCUUGACGCGUCGUAUGUAG